CUUCGGUCCCGAAUCAAAUUUCCAACUGAUAAACCAAUUGGCACCAACUAACAAAGCUGCAAUAUCACCAACAUGAUUGGCCACAACACCAAUCAUCUAAUAAUCUAAUCUAAUCAUGCCACCGAAAGUCAUCUUCUUCGCAGGAGCACCUUCAUGUGACUCACUCGAUUGGGAUGAAUCAAACCUUCUAACAGACUUUACCGAACCCUUCAUCCAGUUCCUCCAUCUCCCUCAAUCAUAUCCGAACUCCGCACCACGAAAUAACACCAGCAUAUUAGAAUCAUCCACACCAUCUAACUUCGGACCUGACUGGCGCGAACUUCCUCUCGAUCGUAAACAUCUCGCUACAGGAGUUUCGCAAGAUCAUGCUUUCCAUGAACAUGGUGCUGCUGGUCAUGCUUUAGAUUUCUUCUCAACUACUACUUUUCUCUCUCAGUCCCAGGGUGAUUCACAAUCUCCAUCGUUAAAUUACGAUACAUAUCUCUCUACUAAUGAUGAAAAUGAGAAUUAUGACCAAGAACCUAUAGAUCAUGAAAUCAUCUCUCAUUUCUACGAACAUUCCUACGCCAUCCACGAUAUCCCCUCUUCUCAAAUCGCCCCUCAUGAUUCUUUCAUCUCCUCUAAUUCUGAUGAUGCUGGCACUUCAUUCUCGACUUCAAAUUCACUAUACGAUUCCCAAUCCAUCUUUCCACAAUCAGGAGAGGAGAAUCUUCAAAUUCCCGUGGCGGCUCAUGUAACAAAUCUUAAAGAUAUGCCUCAUGCACAAUAUCUAUCUUCGAUCCAUCCGCAAACUAUGACAGUUAAUCUCAUUGUAGGGAUUAUUUCCAUCUCGGAGCCGAGAGCAAUAGCUACUAGAAAAGGAGGCGAAGUAUCCCUCGUCGAGAUUCUAGUUGGAGAUGAAACAAAAAGUGGCUUUUCGAUUAAUUUCUGGUUAUCGGGAAAGGGAAAAGAAGAUGUGAAGGAGAUAUUAGGAAAUUUAAGAGUUCAGGACAUUGUGUUGAUGAAACAUGUGGCUCUAGGUAGUUUUAGGGGAAAGGUUCAUGGUCAGAGUUUGAGGAGGGAUUUGACGAAGGUUUGGUUGAUGUAUAGAGAAAAGAUCGAUAGGAGUGAUAUGGGUGGUUGUUAUGGGAAGAGGGAUUUAGAGGGAAAAGAGAUAGAUGUGCAGUUGGGGAAGGUUAGGAGGGUGAGGGAUUGGGUGGUGCGUUUUGUUGGGGUUGCGGCUGCUUCUAGAGGCUUAAGGGGUGUAAAGAGGGUUAGGGAGGAGCUUCCGCCGGAUACUCAGUGAAUUAUACUGUUCGCACAUGGACUCGUUAUUACAUAUACUAGAACGCCAGAAUUCCUUGGCAUUCAUGAAACUGAGAUAUCUAUUUGAAUAUAGAUAUUGAAUCUUGAUGUUCAAGCGAGAUACACAACAACUAGGUAUCUAAUAUAUUCCAUAUC
This is a messenger RNA of Sclerotinia trifoliorum, 1440 nucleotides long. Lineage: Eukaryota; Fungi; Ascomycota; Leotiomycetes; Helotiales; Sclerotiniaceae. The record is from the annotation of a GenBank genome assembly.